AGUGAAAACUGUGGGCGUGGGUGGGCGGAGCCGGAAGUAGAGCCCAGCAGAGAGGCCCCUGUCCGGCUAGGGCGGAGGGAAGGGGGAGGGAACUAGAAGAGGAGGAGGUUAGCCAAGGCAGCUACAGCGGCGGCGGCGCAGGGGCUGGUACGCGCUGGGCGGCGAGAGCCUCAUGGCGGAGGAAGAGAGCGACCAAGAGGCCGAACGCCUCGGAGAAGAGCUCGUGGCCAUUGUGGAGUCCCCGCUGGGCCCUGUGGGGCUUAGCUCAGAGGACGACGGCAGAAGUGGCGCUGGCGGCGGCAGCUGCGGCGGCUGCGGCGGUGGCGUCGGAAUCAGCAGUCGGGAUUACUGCCGACGCUUCUGUCAGGUGGUUGAAGAUUAUGCUGGAAGAUGGCAGGUCCCUUUGCCACAGCUUCAGGUUCUUCAGACUGCACUUUGUUGUUUUACAUCAGCCAGUGCAUCAUUCCCAGAUGAAUGUGAGCACGUACAGUAUGUUUUGAGUAGCCUUGCUGUGAGUUUCUUUGAGUUGCUGCUGUUCUUUGGAAGAGAUGAGUUUUAUGAAGAGCCGUUAAAAGAUAUUCUUGGAUCAUUCCAGGAAUGCCAGAAUCACCUCCGCAGAUAUGGAAAUGUGAAUCUGGAACUGGUGACUCGAAUCAUUAGAGAUGGUGGCCCAUGGGAAGAUCCAGUGUUGCAAGCUGUUCUUAAAGCCCAGCCAGCAUCUCAGGAGAUAGUGAACAAAUAUUUGAGUUCUGAAAAUCCACUGUUCUUUGAACUACGUGCCAGAUACCUAAUUGCUUGUGAACGCAUACCCGAAGCAAUGGCUCUUAUUAAGUCUUGUAUAAAUCACCCAGAAAUCAGUAAAGACUUGUACUUCCAUCAAGCAUUCUUCACAUGUCUGUUUAUGUCACCUGUAGAAGAUCAGCUAUUCCGGGAGCAUUUAUUGAAAACUGAUUGUAAGAGUGGAAUCGAUAUCAUCUGUAAUACUGAAAAAGAAGGAAAGACUAUGUUAGCUUUGCAACUCUGUGAAUCUUUUCUUAUUCCACAGCUCCAGAAUGGGGACAUGUACUGUAUCUGGGAGUUGAUUUUCAUAUGGAGUAAACUACAGCUUAAAUCUAAUCCUUCAAAACAAGUUUUUGUAGAUCAAUGCUACCAGCUUUUAAGAACAGCAACUAAUGUGAGAGUCAUAUUUCCUUUCAUGAAAAUCAUUAAAGAUGAGGUUGAAGAAGAAGGCUUGCAAAUUUGUGUUGAAAUAUGUGGUUGUGCUCUACAAUUAGACCUUCAUGAUGACCCCCAAACUAAAUGUCUGAUUUAUAAAACAAUUGCACAUUUUUUGCCAAAUGAUUUGGAAAUCCUCAGGAUUUGUGCACUCUCAAUAUUUUUUCUUGAGCGUUCCUUAGAAGCUUAUCAUACUGUUGAAGAGCUUUAUAAACGUCCAGAUGAAGAAUAUAAUGAAGGCACAAGUAGUGUUCAAAAUCGUGUUCGUUUUGAGUUACUUCCAAUUUUGAAAAAGGGACUGUUUUUUGAUCCUGAAUUUUGGAACUUUGUAAUGAUUAAGAAAAACUGUGUAGCAUUACUGAGCGAUAAAUCAGCAGUUAGAUUUCUAAAUGAAAGUACACUGGAAAAUUCUACAGAUAAUCUAAAAAAGACAAUGGAACAGCAAGGUUUAGAUGAAGGGCUUGACUGUCUUACAGAUCAGAGCACUGGAGAGACUGAUCUUGAUGAUGUGUCUGGAGUGCAACCUAAAAGUCAUAUUAAUACAAAGAAAAACCUUACAGCUUUUAAUACUUCCAAAGUAGAUCACAAUGUCCCAAGACAUCGGUGUAUGUUAUGUAACAAGGAAUUUCUAGGUGGUCACAUUGUAAGGCAUGCCCAGGCUCAUCAGAAAAAAGGCAGUUUUUCAUGUGUAAUAUGUGGUAGAAAAUUUAGAAAUAGAGGACUUAUGCAAAAACAUUUAAAGAAUCAUGUUAAGAAAAUACAGAGACAGCAAAUUGCUGCAGCUCAACAGGAUGAUCAGGAAAUCACUAUUUUGGAAGAAAUAGACUGUUCCAAUUCUUCCAUUUCAUUUGAAAAUGGAAAUUCUGAUAAUCAGGAUUUGGAAGUAGGGACUUUUACUGCUUCUAGUGAUGGAAACAAAGAAGUCAUUCCUGAGCACGUGGCUGAAUUCAUUGAAAUUCCUGUAAGUGUACCCGAAGAUGUUAUUGAAAACAUUAUUGAAAAUGGCAGUCCUGAUACUUCUUUAAAUAAUGUCUUGAAGCCUUUACCAGAAUGUGAGGAUGAUUAUGAGGAGGAAGAAGAUGAAGAAGGUGAUUAUGAAGAUGAUGAUUAUGACCUGAAUCAAGAAACUUCAGUACUUCAUAAAAUCAAUGGAACUGUGUGCCAUCCAAAAGAUAUAUAUGCCACAGAUCAGGAAGGAAACUUUAAGUGCCCUGCUCUUGGCUGUGUAAGGAUAUUUAAAAGAAUUGGAUUUCUAAAUAAACAUGCAAUGACUGUACAUCCAACUGAUUUAAAUGUGCGACAAACAGUAAUGAAGUGGAGCAAAGGAAAAUGCAAAUUUUGUCAAAGGCAAUUUGAAGAUUCUCAGCAUUUUAUAGAUCACCUUAAUAGACACAGCUAUCCAAAUGUGUACUUUUGUUUGCAUUUUAAUUGCAAUGAGUCAUUUAAGCUGCCAUUCCAGCUUGCCCAGCAUACAAAAAGUCACAGGAUAUUUCAAGCUCAGUGUAGUUUUCCAGAAUGCCAUGAGCUUUUUGAAGAUCUUCCUUUGCUAUAUGAACAUGAAGCUCAGCACUAUUUAAGUAAAACACCAGAAUCAUCUGCACAACCAAGUGAAACAAUUCUUUGGGAUGUUCAUUCAGACUCAAAUCCUAAUCAUCAGGAAAAAGACUCAUCUAGUAAUGAGAAACAAACUGUUAAUCUGCCAGUUUCUAUUUGCAAAUCAAGGAAAGAUUCUACAGAACCAAAGACAUGUAUAGAAAGUAUGGAAAAGAAAACAGAUAGUUUAGUUCAGAAUGGGAAUGAACAUUCUGAUGACACUGUUUCAAAUAUAAGCUUGAUAGACCAAAAGAUGCCUGACAUAGAGCCAAAUUCUGAAAAUAAUUAUAGUAGUAGUGAUUUAGUCAAUGGACACAGUGAAAUGGAGCAAACGCCUUUAGUUUCAUCAGAUCCCGCUUUGAAAAGUGAUAUAAGUAGAAUCAGGACAGAAAAUGGUUCCGUUUUACCCAAUGCUGUACCACAAGAACACAAUACCUUGCCAGUAUCUCAGGCACCUUCCAAACCAAAUCUGACAAGUGAACCUACUUCAUAUGGCUUGAUUUUAACAAAACCAUAUGUCAGACCAUUGCCUCCCAGUUACCUUGAUGAACGGUAUCUUAGUAUGCCAAAACGCAGAAAAUUUCUGACUGAUAUAGUAGAUGCCUGUUCUGAUCAAGAUAACAUUUAUAAAAAACCAGUGAAAAGAUUAAGAUGUGGCAAAUGCCUGACCACCUACUGUAAUGCAGAAGCACUUGAGGCUCACCUUGCACAAAAGAAAUGUCAGACACUCUUUGGAUUUGAGUCAGAUGAUGAAAGUGCCUGAUAAAAAUGUUUCAGAAAGAUCUGUCGAUCAAGCAGUAGUGUGAAAAAAGCACUAUAAGAAAACGCAUCAUCAGUUUGCUAUUUCUCUGAUGGCCUUAAUUUUAGAGUGGUCUCGAAUUACUAAAGACAAAGCACAUUUUCUAGAAUGAACUCACAGAGGAGAUGUGCUGGCUUAGACUCCAAAAGGGUUAUUAUAAAACUCCCAAAGUACCAGUUUUCCAGAAAACCACAUUUUUAAAAAGCUUAUGAUGAUUAAUAGCAGCAUGUUCAGUUUCGCUUAUGUGAGAAAUAUGUUCAGGCAACUAGUCAGAAAGAAAACCAGCUAUGGCCUUACACAAAGGGAAAAGUGAACACAUUAAUAAAAACGGGGAGUGGUUUACAAUAAUAAACAACUUAAAGUAUUUUAUUCUGUAAGUGGGCUUUGUUUUCUUGUAAUGCAUAAUCAGAUUAUGUCCUCCCUUCUGGUCAAACAUGGUUUAAGGAACCAUUGCUCUUUGGUUUGUGAUCUGAUUUAGAAACUGACUCAUGAAAAUAAAACUUAUCACCAUGCUAUCUAUUAAAAAUUGUAACUUGUUUCCAGAUAAUUAACUAUGUCAAAGUUCAGUGAAUGAGUGGCAUGCCAGCAUUGAAAGUGAAAAAAAAAAUGAAGAAACAGUUCUUUGCUAAUAAGCUCUUGAUAGAACCUUCUACCCACAACUUUUAUAUUAUAGAUCAGUUAUAUUUAAAAGGCAACAGUGCCAAUUAAACAGAAAAAGAACGAUCAGUAACUGGGGAGAGAUGGUAGGAAUCUAAGACAUUACAUGCUAUGUAGUUAAACAAAAACACUGAAUUGGAAAUUCUUCAGUGUGAAUAAUGGUAAAAGCACACUGGGAUAUUUCUGUUUGUAUAUAAAGUUAGGACAUUGCUUGAUAAUUCAUAGUAAGGUCCUUUAGACGUUAAUGUGAGUUAUCAAAGUACAGUCCCAUAAAUAUAACUGGCUUAAAAAAAUUGUCAGCUAAGAAUCAGGCUAAGAAUUCAUUCAUUUUAUUCAAUUAAGAGAGGUAAUUCCAAAAUAAGCCAUACUACUGUUUUUUUAUUCAUGAAUGAUAAAUUUGGUCUGAAUAGUAAUUUUUACGUAUAAAAGGAAAUUUUUACACAAAAAUUUGCACAGCAAGAACACAAUGAGUUACAUUGAUGCAUUAUUUUCCUUAGUCACUAGUAAGAAAGAUUUUAAAAACGGACCUAUUAAUAAACCCAUGUCAACCAAAUAUUCCAGUUAUUCCAAAUGAGAAGUUUGUGAUCAAAGCAGAUAAUUUCAUCAGAUCCUAUUACCAAUAUGACAGUUUUAGAGCUUCCUGAAUGAGGUUACUAGAAGUGGGAUAUUUCUUCCAGGGCAGCACCCAGAAUUUAUUAAACUAACAGAGCAAAUGAUCUAAAAAAUACUUCCCAAUUUUAUUACUUAUUUUCAGCAUUCACUACUAUGCAAUGAUGGUCAUAAGCCGAUUCCAAAUUUAAGUUUGUUUUUGUUCUGUUAUGUAGCCUACAUUAGGCUGUAGAACUUAUAUUUAGAUAACAGAUAACUGAACAACUCAUAAUCAAGUUUUUAAAUCCUUUAAGGUCAACUAAAAAAAUGUUUUCCAUUUUUACUGAUACUAAAAAUGUAAUGAUUAAGUUUAUUUCACUGCAUUCUAAAAGUGUGUCUUAUAAUAAAAAGUCUGUUUGGAAACUGAUUUAUUUGGACAAUGAAGUUUUUUGGAAAUAUAAUUUCUGCUUUGUACAUUUUCCAGAAGUUUAACAACUUAACAUUUUAUAUUUUUAAUUUUUUUUACAAGUUGCAACCAUUGACAUAAAUCCAUGCCCACACAUUGUUACAUUUUCAUUAGUUUGAAAAGUUCAUGUGAAGAUGUUUUGUAAAUAUAUUCCACUUAUAUUUUUUGUCUUCAAUUUGAGGUUUAUUUCUACUUUUGUGUUGCUAAGACUGAGAUCAAAUUGGUUUAGAUAAAACUAAAUCAAGGAAUGUUUUAUAAAAUUCUGUUUGGCCACACUGUUCUAACCUCUUUAUUUGUAUACUUCUCAAAUAAUGGCUGUUGAAAGAAUGUGUACAGUUUAUUAUGUCUGUCUUCUACAUCAUUUUGCUUUUAUAGGGUGCAUAAACUUCUGACAGUUCUAAUUUGGGAUUCAGAAGUAAAGGAAGCUUUCUUCUUAUUUCUCUGAUUUUUCUCCUUUUCUUUUCUUUGCUUCUCUUCUACUCUUGUUUUGAGGAUGUGUUUAUCUUACGUGGACCAAGUUUCAAAUCUUUGUUUUUAAAUGAAAAUUUUCCUUCAAAAAAUUAAAUAUUAAUUUCCUGCUAUAUAUCAGUAAGGUCAAGAAAAUAGCAAAUCUGAAUUUUUGCUGCUCAGCUAUUAUGGAGAAAGUAGAAAAGGUGAAUUUCCGUGGACAAGGACACUGGUACUUUGGGCUUUAGCCAUAUUCAUUUUUUUAAAACCACCUAUUAUAUAAUGCAUAGAUAAUUUAUAUCAUUGAACUUGUGAUUCUUUUAAAAUCACACUGAAGGUUCAGCCGUACUCCUUUCAUGUUUGGUUUAAUACUGUUGUAUGGAUGAAAAACCUAAAAGGGAUGAUAGUGUUUAUUUUUUAAUUUAUUUGGUACUGUAAAACACCUUUUCAGAAUGAAUAAAUGCUGCAUAUGCAUUUUGGAAUUGUUAAUAUGUGAAAGAUAUUACAGAUUCAGCAAGAAAGAAAAUUUGUGCUUCCUUGUUGAACAUUAAAUUAUUUUACUUUGCAUUUUAUAAGAGUACAAAUUAAAACUGAGCCAUUGAACUGCAAUAAAUCAACAAUAGUGUCUCAUUUCAAGAAAUUUUUUGUACUGUACAUAGAUUUGUUCAAUAAAACAUUGUCCUUGUUGGUAAUCAA
Messenger RNA from Microcebus murinus (gray mouse lemur), 6461 nucleotides. RefSeq names its product zinc finger protein 654 (gene ZNF654). Gene Ontology annotation, cellular component: nucleus. Gene Ontology annotation, biological process: regulation of transcription by RNA polymerase II. Gene Ontology annotation, molecular function: DNA-binding transcription factor activity, RNA polymerase II-specific; DNA binding. NCBI's taxonomy places the organism in Eukaryota, Metazoa, Chordata, Mammalia, Primates, Cheirogaleidae. The record is from RefSeq and is a predicted model, not a curated record.